AUGGAAAUCUGGAGCGACAAAAAUGUACGGUUACCUUGGUACUCCUGCUUUGCAUACGAUUCCCCACGAAAACAAUCCCCCAUACAUCCUGGUGCCAGUCCAACCUCGACGAGAUACAGUCAAGCAUCGGUAACCUCUCGCAAAUACAACAGGAUUUAUCAAACCAAGGGCAUCGGUAGAUCAAAACAGUUCCGUAAACUUCCCCAGGUUCUCCUGAUGGGUCUGGACUCGGCUGGGAAAUCCACUUUGUUGUUCAAACAGCAACGAGGAGUAGUGAUGGAAACUUCGCCAACUCUGGGCUUCAAUGUUGUAACAGUGGAACUGAACAAGAAAACGUCACUGACCGUAUGGGACGUGGGCGGACAACGGUCCAUGAGGCCCAAUUGGAAAUACUACCUUGAGGGAUGCAAACUUCUUGUUUUCGUGGUGGACAGCAGUGACAGAUCUAGGAUGGAUGAAGCUCAGAAAGCCCUUAAGAAGAUUCUCAGUGAUGAGCACUUGAAAGGAGUCCCUCUGUUAGUGCUGGCCAACAAAAAGGAUCUCCCGAACUCCAUGACUAUCAGAGAGGUGUCUACAUUGUUGGAUCUGGACAGUUACACAGACCGGGUGUGGGAGAUCCAAGCUUGUAGCGCCCUGCAGGGACUGGGUCUCCAACAAGCUUUUCUCUCUAUAGCUAAACUAUUAAAAAAGUCAUGA
Messenger RNA from Paramisgurnus dabryanus, 696 nucleotides. RefSeq names its product ADP-ribosylation factor-like protein 11. The record is from RefSeq and is a predicted model, not a curated record. NCBI's taxonomy places the organism in Eukaryota, Metazoa, Chordata, Actinopteri, Cypriniformes, Cobitidae. Gene Ontology annotation, molecular function: GTPase activity; GTP binding.